UUAGUAAAUCUUGGGAAAAAUAAUAUCUGAUUGGUCUAAAUAAUAUUACAAAGAAAAAAAAAAUGUGUGAAGAAACAACCACCGUGGCACCACCUCCAGCAACCACAGUAUGUGUCACCGGAGCGGCAGGCUUCAUCGGCUCGUGGAUUGUCAUGAGGCUCCUCGAACGUGGCUAUGUUGUUCGUGCAACUGUUCGAGAUCCCGAAAACAAGAGCAAAGUGAAACACUUGGUAGAAUUGCCAAAAGCAGACACAAAUCUGACACUGUGGAAGGCUGAUAUGAACAUAAAAGGAAGCUACGAUGAAGCAGUCCAAGGUUGUCAAUGUGUGUUUCACAUGGCCACCCCUAUGGAUUUCGAAUCCGAAGAUCCAGAGAAUGAAGUGAUAAAGCCAACAAUAGAGGGAAUGAUGAGCAUCAUAGAAUCAUGUGCCAGAGCAAAAACAGUGAAGAAAUUGAUAUUCACAAACUCAGCCGGAACUUUAAACGUCGAACCACACCAGAAACCUGUGUACGACGAGACCAAUUGGAGUGACCUGGAUUUCAUCCUCUCCACUAAAAUGACUGGAUGGAUGUACUUUGUGUCCAAGAUUCUGGCCGAGAAAGAAGCAAUGGAAGCAGCUAAAGAGAGUAACAUUAACUUCAUCAGCAUUAUACCACCCGUAGUUGUCGGUCCAUUCAUCAUGCCUACUAUGCCACCUAGCCUAAUCACUGCACUUUCCCCUAUUACCGGGAAUGAACCUCAUUACUCUAUUAUAAAGCAAGGGCAGUUUGUGCAUGUGGAUGACCUAUGCGAGGCUCAUAUAUUCUUGUUCGAGAAUCCCAAUGCACAUGGAAGAUACGUUUGCUCAUCUCAUGAUGCCACUAUUUACGAUAUAGCCAAUAUGAUCAGAGACAACUGGCCUGAAUAUCAUAUCCCAACUGAAUUCGAAGGGAUUGACAAGAACAUACCAGUGGUGCGUUUCUUGUCGAAGAAGUUGACAGGAAUGGGGUUUUCGUUCAAGUACACGUUGGAGGACAUGUUUAGAGAAGCCAUCGAGACUUGCAGAGAGAAGGGAUUGCUUCCGUAUUCAACUCAAGAAAAAGAGUUACUUCCAGCUUCAAUGGAAAAACAACAGACUGGCCUAAUUUCAGACACGCAUUCAUCUCAAAUCCAUACUAACGGAGAAGAGAAGGAAAUUAUUUUCCAGUCCCUGGAAAAACAUGCCAACGGACAAGAAACGGACAUAGUUCCAACUUCAAAGGACAAAAAUGCCUUGGGACAAAAGAAUGGUCUGCUUUCGGGCAUUGCAUAAGACCACAAUAAUGGCGGAAUCAAGAAGAUGGAGAAGAUUGUUAUGUUUUGAUUUGUUUUCAACUGUAUUGUUUUGUUUUCAACUGUAUUCUUCAGUAUUUCAAUCUCAUGGUGUGUUGGCGGAAUGUUUUAUUUUAUGCUCCACUGUAAUAUUACUUCCAUCAGUAUAAUAAAUAAUGGCAACUACUCAAUUUGGAAUCGCUUUA
Messenger RNA from Erythranthe guttata (spotted monkey flower), 1497 nucleotides. The record is from RefSeq and is a predicted model, not a curated record. Lineage: Eukaryota; Viridiplantae; Streptophyta; Magnoliopsida; Lamiales; Phrymaceae.